This is a messenger RNA of Archocentrus centrarchus (flier cichlid), 2594 nucleotides long. Its product is annotated as zinc finger protein 239-like. Gene Ontology annotation, biological process: regulation of gene expression. Lineage: Eukaryota; Metazoa; Chordata; Actinopteri; Cichliformes; Cichlidae. The transcript has 4 exons. Gene Ontology annotation, cellular component: nucleus. The record is from RefSeq and is a predicted model, not a curated record. Bases 90 to 2015 code for a protein of 641 amino acids.
UGACCCUCACCUUCCCUCGUGUGUGUCUGCGCAUGAAGCGUGUUAGUGUUGUGGUGUCUGAGCUGAGUCUCUGAGCUGUUGGAGUAACAAUGCUUUCAGUUCAGUAUCUGAGAGAGUUUAUCAACGAGCGGCUAACUGCUGCUGCUGAAGAAAUAUUCACAGAGUUUGAAAAAACCAUCGUCCAGUACGAGGAAGAGAUCGAGCUUCAGCGCAGACUGCUGGAUAUCACCUGGAAACCCGAAAUAAAGCUGCACAGGACAGCUUCAGAACUUAGACAGAGUCUUUGCAGUAAGGAGGAGGAGGCUCUCCCUGAGCAGAAGCUCUGGAAACAGGAGAGGAGCUCCAGUCUGGACCAGGAGGAACCAGAACCUCCACAGAUUAAAGAGGAAGAGGAGGAACUCUGCAGCAGUCUGGAGGGAGAGCAGCUGGUACUGAAGGAGGAGACUGACACCUUUAUGGUGUAUGCUGCUCCUUAUGUGGAAAGAGGCCCCAAUGAGCAGCUCCUCAGUGAGAACUCUCCUGAAAGUAGGAGUAGAGAUCAGGGAGGGAGCGAGGAUGGAGACUCAGACCUCCCACAGCAUCAUGAUGUUGAGGAGGAGGAGGAGGAGGAGGAUCUCCCUGAGCAGCAGCUCUGGAACCAGGAGAGGAUCUCCAGUCUGGACCAGGAGGAACCAGAACCUCCACAGAUUAAAGAGGAAGAGGAGAAACUCUGCAGCAGUCUGGAGGGAGAGCAGCUUGCACUGAAGGAGGAGACUGAUACCUUUAUGUUGACUGCUGCUUAUAAGGAAAGAGACCACAGUGAACCAGAAUCAGACAGGGAGCAGCUCCUUUCUUAUAGCUUUGCUGACACCAACGGCAGAGAUCAGCGAGCAAACAAGUAUGAAGACUCGGCAUCAACUGGAACUGCAGAGCAAAAGCCAAAGAAGAGAAAUCAGAAAGAACUCCCACAGCAGCAUGUCUGUAAGGAGGAGGAGGAGGUUCUCCCUGAGCAGCAGCUCUGGAACCAGGAGGUCCAGUCAAGUCGGGACCAGGAGGAACCAGAACCUCCACAGAAUAAAGAGGAACAAGAGGAACUCUGCAGCAGUCAGGAGGGAGAGCAGCAUGCACUGAAGGAGAAGACUGAUACCUUUAUGGUGUUUGCUGCGGAUGAAAGAGGCCACAGUGAACCAGAAUCAGACAGGGAACAGCUCCCCUCUCACAGCUCUCCUGAAACUGAGAGCACACUUGAAAAAUCCAGCAAUAAUGAAGAUUCAGAGUUAACUGAAAAUGUGGAGUCAAUACCAAAGAAGAGACGGAGAACUCACACUGAUGUAGACAGCUCACCUGCUUCAGAAAGCCAGAGUAAUGCUGGCACAGGUAGAAAGUCUGACGUUAUCAAGAAUCAGUUCCGAACAAAAAAACACCACACUGCUACGACUUUACGUGCUUGCACAACAUGUGGGAAAGAAUUUAGCAGUGGUUAUUUGUCUGUCCACAUGAGAAUUCACACAGGUGAGAAACCAUAUUCUUGUAAAACUUGUGGGAAGCGCUUCAAUCAAAGCAGUACUCUGCAUAGCCACAUGAGAACCCACACAGGUGAGAAACCAUAUUCUUGUGAUAUAUGUGGAAAGCGUUUCUCUCAAAGUGCUUCUUUGUAUCUCCAUAAACCAGUUCACGCAGUCAAGAAGCCGUAUUCUUGUGAUGUAUGUGGGAAAGGUUUCAGUAAUAAAAAUUAUUUGCCUGACCACAUGCGUGUUCACACAGGUGAGAAACCAUAUGCUUGUGAAAUAUGUGGGAAAGUUUUCGCUCACUGCUCUACUUUUAACCUCCACAGGAGAACCCACACAGAUGGGAAGCCAUGUUGUGAAAUAUGUGGGAAAGCAUAUGCUGACAGGCAAAAUUUGAAACGCCAUUUGUUGACGCACUCGAGCGAGAAACUAUUUUCGUGUGAAACAUGUGGAGCAAAAUUUGCUAAACAGCAAAAGCUGAAGUGCCACAAGAAAACCCACACAGGUGAAGGGCCGUUAUUCAUGUAAAAAAAAUGUGGGACAAGGUUCAAACAAAGCAAUCAUUUUUUUCUCCACAUGCAAACUGAAAUAUGUGAGAAGCUGAAUUCUUCUGAAAUACACGAAGUGUCUGAGUCAAAGAAAUAAUUUGUCUUCAUGAGAAUCUGUGAAAGAAAGUUUGAGGAACAAACAUCUUUAUUCUUAUGAAGUUGGUCACUCAUAUUUAUGGGUUAAUGUCUCCAAUCUUUUUUUUAAUUCUAUAAAUGUGUUUCUGAAGAAUAUUUGUAGAUGUAAAAAAGCCUGCGAGUAAGGGCGGGUGAAGGUGCUCCUUUGCAGAUUAACAAAUCUUUGUGUUUCCCAUCACUUCCAUUUACUUUUGUUCAAACAUGCAAAAUUGGCUGUAAAAUAUUUUCUGCUGUAUUCCUGUUUGGUCACAGUUUUUUUUUUUUUUUUUGGAGACUUUGACUGAGAAUCCCUCCAGUUCGUUCUGCCAGCUUUUUAAUGAUUUGUUUAGAGCAUACUGUUUCUUUUGAUGCAUUCAUGUAUUUGGUGACUUCAUCAGCUUUUAUUGUCUCAGAAUUUAGAGGUGAUCCUAACAAACUGCAGAUG